Messenger RNA from Tribolium castaneum (red flour beetle), 1533 nucleotides. RefSeq lists its product as uncharacterized. Gene Ontology annotation, cellular component: cytoplasm. The coding region runs from base 127 to 1497 and encodes 456 amino acids. Gene Ontology annotation, biological process: L-homocysteine catabolic process; proteolysis; response to toxic substance. The record is from RefSeq and is a predicted model, not a curated record. Gene Ontology annotation, molecular function: cysteine-type aminopeptidase activity. NCBI's taxonomy places the organism in Eukaryota, Metazoa, Arthropoda, Insecta, Coleoptera, Tenebrionidae. The transcript has 6 exons.
AUUUUAAACAGUUUUUGUGCAAGGCAACGGUUGGCGAUACUGUCGUUUGACAGUUGUAGAGGUGAUAGGUUACAAUUUGUAACAACUUGUACAGUUUUUUCGGUUUAAUUCCCAAUUUUUGAUAACAUGGAUCCAACUUUAAGCAAGGAGACUUUGGAGAAAUUCCGUUCGAAUUUCUUCUCAGACGAGAAGAAUAUUUUCGCUCAAAAUGUGUGCUCACGUAUUGACCCAUUUGACGCCUGUCUUUCGCGUAAGGCCCUCGAGGAGACCCAUCAUGUGUACGAGCACAAGGUGGAGGCCGAAGGCAAGCCGGUCAGCAAUCAAAAAAACUCAGGCCGGUGCUGGAUUUUUGCAACGAUGAAUGUUAUCAGACUGCCCUUUAUGAAGCAUUUAAAUAUUGAUGAUUUUGAAUUUUCGCAAGCCUAUCUGUUCUUCUGGGACAAGAUCGAACGGUGUAAUUUUUUUCUUAAUAAUAUUGUCGAAACGGCCAAGCGGAACGAACCGGUGGAGGGACGUUUGGUGGCUUUUCUACUCAAUGAUCCGAUUUCGGACGGAGGCCAGUGGGAUAUGAUUGUUAAUUUGAUCAAUAAACAUGGACUUAUGCCCAAGAAGUGUUUUCCGGAGUCGUUCAGUUGCGAAACGAGCGCCAAAAUGAAUCAAAUCCUCAAGACUAAAUUGCGUGAAUACGCGAAAACGAUCCGAGACCUGAUCGCCAAAGGCGAAGGCGACCUCAAAGUACAAAACGUAAUACGCGAACAAAUGAAUACGAUUUAUCGUAUUGUUGGCAUUUGUUUGGGUGUGCCUGCUGAGACGUUCACUUUCACUUAUUACGAUAAGAACAAGACUUAUCACAGCAUUGGUCCAAUAACACCUAAAGCGUUCUAUGAAGAGCAUGUGAAGCCUGUUUUCGAUGUCGAUAAUAAAGUGUGCAUAGUUACCGAUCCGCGACCGUCUAACCAAUACGGUAAAGUAUACACAGUGGAUUGUCUGGGGAAUGUUGUGGGUGGACGUCCCUGUAUAUACAACAAUCAACCCGUUGAACUUUUACUCGAUGCCACGGCCAAGUCGAUUAAAGAUGGCGAGGCAGUGUGGUUUGGGUGUGAGGUUAUGAAACGAUUCGCCGGAAAACAGGGGAUUUUAGAUUUGAAAAUUCAUAAUUUUCCGUUGGUUUUUGGUGUGGAUAUUCAGACGAUUUUGAGUAAAGCCGAUAGAUUGAUUUAUGGAGACAGUGCCAUGUCACAUGCGAUGGUUUUCACCGCUGUGAGCUUGAACGAAAAAGAUGAAGUGACGAAAUUGCGUGUGGAAAAUUCAUGGGGUGAAGAUCGUGGCGAAAAAGGCUACUUGAUUAUGAGUACUGACUGGUUCAAGGAGUACGUUUUUGAAGUGGUGGUUGAUAAAAAGUAUGUUCCUGUUGAUGUUCUUGAAGUUUUUAAACAAAAACCGAUCGUCUUGCCAGCUUGGGACCCCAUGGGAACACUUGCCAAUGUUUCAUGUUAAUUUGUAUUUUUUGCUCCAAUAAAAUUUUGUGGCAAU